AUGUAUUCUAAUUUUGCUCCGCGUCUCAUUUUUAUACUGUUUGAUCGUCAACAAAAACCUGUUCAUGAUCUCCUUCAAAAUUCCCGUUGCCAAGCGGUUGCACGACUCUGCCCGCCGUUGGGAGGAGCUACGGUGUACAGAGAUAUAAGCCGCCUCUUCUACUGCGUCCUUUCUCUUCUUCUUCAUACCUACGGUAUCUGUCAGGAUUUAGUUUUCAUCACUACGGCAAGGCUGAAUCCUCUCUCCCUUACUGCGACCACCUCUGUCAUCUCAGCUGCUUCCGCAUUUGUGUGCAAGAUCCCUAUUUCCAUCCAGAAACUUCGCCCAAUUCCGGUACGAGCGCUAGACCAGACGACAACGACGACGAAAUCAGUCGGUGGCCGCCAUGCGGCACGAUUGGCUAGGACUCGCCAACCCCUUCCAGCCUCCCGGUUUGCAACUAGUCCUCCCAAGACCCUACCAGUUAUGAACGCCACUCUGGAGAAGAAGAGGACAACGACAAGGGUCGUUCCCACCAAUAUCUCAAAUGUACCGAAGUCGGUUCCUGUCAAGAAUGGGGCUAGAAUGAGCCGACCCCUCGCCACGGAUAUGAAGUGCGCAGUUAAGAAGGUACGACCCUUUGCUUCUGUCGGUGAGAAGAGCACCAUUGAAAAGGCUAGAUCCUUCGCCGCCAUCUCAGAGAAAAGGGCAUUGGCGAAGAAGACUGUGCAUAAGUCAGCGACUGUUAGAUUCCAACUAGUGGACCGUCGAUUUCUGUCACUGUUCGAAAAUCGAGGAGCUCAAAACCUCAAUCAGGCAAGGUCGCUGUCCAAGGAACCGGUGAGAAGCGGAAGAUCUCUCAAGUUCCUAUCCCAGCUGUCGUUCCGAGACCCUGGAUGGACUUGGAUUCUAGCAUCCCUAUCCUGUGCUACAUCAUCCAGGCCCGCGCUGGCCCAUUCUCCCCUUCCUUCCUUCCUUCAAUCUGAGGGAGGAACCCCCGACUCUGUGGGGCACGUGUUCACGUCUCAGAAGCAAGUCAAGCGAGCCGUUAAGGUUGAGGAGCCGAGUCCCAUUUACAAGUUCGUGUAG
This is a messenger RNA of Lindgomyces ingoldianus, 1068 nucleotides long. RefSeq lists its product as uncharacterized. The transcript has 5 exons. The coding region runs from base 1 to 1068 and encodes 355 amino acids. The record is from RefSeq and is a predicted model, not a curated record. NCBI's taxonomy places the organism in Eukaryota, Fungi, Ascomycota, Dothideomycetes, Pleosporales, Lindgomycetaceae.